Entamoeba invadens IP1 is the source of this 717-nucleotide messenger RNA. RefSeq lists its product as hypothetical. The coding region runs from base 1 to 717 and encodes 238 amino acids. The transcript has a single exon. Gene Ontology annotation, molecular function: protein binding. Lineage: Eukaryota; Evosea; Mastigamoebida; Endamoebidae. The record is from RefSeq and is a predicted model, not a curated record.
AUGAAAAUAAACGUGGGAGGUGUUUCUGGGGGGUUUGAGCUUUACGAAGUGCCCGGAGAUGAGACUGUGGGGUAUUUGAAAGGGCUUUUGAGUGCGAAAUAUCACAAAGAUGUGAGUAAAAUAUGUUUGGUGUAUAAAGGAGAGAAGCUAGCUAACGAGAUGGUACUUUCUGAGACAAUUAAAGACGGCGACCGAGUUAUUUACAUCGAAAUUCGGAACGUUGUAGUAAAAAAGGUGAAGGAACACCACAAAAGAAAUUCAUGUGAGAUGGAUAGAGCGACUGAAGGUAACCAAGAUGACAUUCUUGAGGUUUCAUUUGGCGAUUCCAGUUUCGAGGAAAUGUUGGACGAUAUCGCGGAGGUUGAUGUCGAGAUGGCAGAAGCGAUUCGAGGAAACCCCGAUUUGAUCUCCGAAAUUUUACUGCAAGACACAGAGAGUGUUGGUGAUGGAGAGAGUUUAGAGGAAGAGGUUGAACUUGAGAAGGCAAAGAUCGAAGGAGAUGUUCUUGAUAAAAUACACACCAAGUUACACAAAGGAAACCCAUUGAAUGAACUUGAAAAGUCGAUUAUUAAUAGUGACGACGGUGAUGGGUAUGAAAUGUGUGCUGUGUGGAAAUUGAUAGAAAUGGGGUAUCGAGAGGAUAUAGCAGAGGAAGCUGUAUCGAAUACGAGUAAGUUCCAAGAUGCGGUCGAGUAUUGUGAGGAUUAUGUGAAUUGA